GCCUCCCUCCCUUUCUCCGUGCUUUCAGACAGACUGUUUUGCUGCAGUGAACGGUAGCCGUGGAGAGAGGAAAAGGCAAGAAAAACAAGAAGACAGCGGAGGGCGGAACGAGAACCAAGACAGACAGAUCCAUUGGGACCUUAGCGUGAGCGCCAGCAGGCAUAGACGGGGUCCAACACUCCAGAACCGACGGAGCCGACGGGCAUCACGAGGAGGAGCGCUUAUAACGUCAGCGCUUCGCUGAGCUUCUUCACUUCUCCGGGCCUCGGGAGGACUAUUGGGUUUAACGUGCUGGACGGAUGAGCGGGAUGCGCGCGCGUCAAAGUACGACAUUCCCGGCAUUCCAGCGGGCCGCUCUCAGGGCGCUCGCGGCCUUGACGAUGCUUCUCGCGACCUCCGUUCGGAGCAACUUCGUUUACGAUGAUGACCCCUUCCAACCAGUGACCCAAGAUGAGACGGUGGCCGUGGGUGGGGUGGUGACCCUGACCUGCAGUGUGAAGGAAAAUGAUAACUCCUCUCUCCAGUGGUCAAACACGGCUCAGCAGACCCUGUACUUUGGAGAAAAGAGAGCACUGAGAGAUAACCGUAUCCAGUUGGUAAAGUCCACGGCCACAGAACUGAUAAUCACCAUCUCGGACGUUCAGCUGUCAGAUGAUGGAGAGUACACCUGUUCAAUUUUCACCAUGCCUGUACGGACUGCACGAGCCACAGUUACUGUACUUGGUGUUCCAGGUAAGCCGGUGAUAACAGGUUUUGAAGAUGCUGUUCAAGAGGGUGGCAAGGUUACUCUCACCUGCACGAGUUCAGGCAGCAAACCUCCUGCUAAACUACACUGGUACCGUGAUCAAGAGGAGAUACAAGGGCGUCCUGAUGUAGUGGAGUCCAACCCUGAUGAACCGACUUACACAGUAACCAGCGAGCUCACCCUCACAGUCACCAGGAACGAUAACAACGCUCUGAUCGCCUGUGCGGUGGAUCACCCGUCCAUCGCCAAUGGAGACAAGAGGACAGAGCAGCCCCUCAGCGUCUUGUUUUCUCCAAGCGUGUUAAUUCAUCCUAAGAGUGACCUGCCCAGAGAAGGAGAGAAGUUUUUCCUGCAGUGUGUGGGGAACGGAAAUCCAGAACCGACUGCAUUUGUGUGGCGGAGAAAAGACGGGGAGCUCCCCCCGCUGGCAAAGGUGGAUGGUGCGUUCCUGCACUUCGAAUCUCUCAACAAGUCGGAUAAUGGUGUUUAUGAGUGCCAGGCUGAUAAUGGGAUCGGCAUGGGGGACGUGACGCACACCCUUCUGGUACAAGACCAGCAAGAUUCAGACCUCUUUAUUUUCACCUCAACUCUCCUUUCAUCCUCUGCUUUUCCCACCUUUUCUCCUGAAACUUCCGUUUUACCAACUACUGAAGCGGAAACUCUUCCUCCACCCUCAUCUUCGUCGUCUUCCACUACCGUUCCCACAUCCACUCUUACCUCCUCCUCGACUCUCCCUCCUCUCACUUCUGCUCCUUCCACUCUCCCUCCCUCUCCUGAAAUUCCCACCACCUCUCUUUCCAACGCUCUCUUCCCUGAUCUCACUCUUCUGCCUUCCUCUGUUCCUGCUCGCACCCCUCCCUCACCCCCCUCCUCUUCCUCCCCUGCCACUCCAUCAUCUGUUCCUCGGCUGAAUGGAGUGUACACCUUUACAGAAGCCGGAGUGAACGCUGCAGACCCCACAGCGAUGUCCCCCACCUCAGGAGUAGACCAUGCUGUGAUUGGUGGAGUGGUUGCUGUCAUUGUCUUCAUCAUGCUUUGUCUCCUCAUCGUCCUCGGCAGAUACCUCAUCAGACACAAAGGUACGUACCUGACUCAUGAAGCGAAAGGCUCCGACGAUGCUCCUGAUGCAGACACAGCCAUCAUUAACGCUGAGGGUGGCCACUCUGGGGUGGAUGACAAGAAAGAGUACUUCAUCUAGAGAUCCAUCCCUCCGUACCCUCUUCCUUCACACGCUUCAGUUCACUCAGCCUGACGGGGAAAAACGGGGAUGGCAGAAGAGAGAGGAAAUAUGUGAGGAAAAAAAACAAAACAAGUGUUGACCUGUUUGAACUGAAGGACCUCAAAUAAGCUUCGACACACAGGACAGGGAAGUGAGAGUUACGCACUGGCGCGUGGGCUCAUUUUCACAAAAACACACACACAUACACACACACACACUAUUACUCCAUUACCAUAAUGACGCAAACACACAAGACAUAAACAAUAAAAAGAGGCAAUAUGACAGUGACCACACUUCCUUCCUCUCCCAUCAUUCCUCUCAAAUGGUCCAGAUGUAGUCUGGCACAUGUUGCACAGUGAUAUGUGCAUGCAUGAACUUUCAGGACACACGGUCUGCUCCCAAAUCCACUGAAAGACACAGAGUCGUAACAGGCAUGCAUGCAAACACACCAAACAAGAAGUGUCUUAAACUGAAUACAAAAUUGAAUUUCAACCAUACAACCCGGCAAUAUCACUGACAGACACACACACACAUACAUACACUCAUAUGCAUCACAUGAGUUACACAACAUUACAUACACACAUACACACACAGAGAAUAACCAGGCAAAAACAGCAGCCCCAGCCACCAUUGUGUGGGACCCCCCGAUAUAAAUUUAUAAAUACAUAUAUAUAUGAUUAUAUAGCAUCAUUUUUACUCAGUGUGCUGUAAAUAUAUCCUCCAUCUCUAUCUCUCUCUCUAACCUCACUGUCUGAUAUUGCAGUAUAUACUCUCUGAGCCUGCCUGGUUUUCUUACAUGCGUGGAAAUGCCGAGUUGAUAAAAAAAAAAUAUCUGGACUAUAGAAAAAAAACAUGGUGUUAUGAAAACUUCAGUAAUAUUUGUAUGAAUUACGUUCUCUUCAAGUUUGAUUUCUGGUGUUUACUGUUGGUGCAAACAGUCUAGUGUCAUUUCAUCAACCUGGGAAGAUUAUUCUUAUCAUUAUUAUUACUCUUAUUAUUAUUACGAGGUCCUCGAUCUAAAUGCAUUACAUUGUGCACUGAUGUGUCAUUGUAUCAGGCCCAGUGAUUCGCUCACUCACGCCACCUUCAGGAAUGAAUCUCCUCUGUUCUUAAGUGGCGGGACUCUCAGAAAAAGCAGGGUAACACAAACUACUGCUCUCUUUCUCUCUCUCUUUCUUCCACAAUUCAAUUCAUGUCUGUUCUCCCCCUCCUCUUGCAGUCAUAAAGCUAUCUAGAUUAUUUCUAGACUUUGUAACCACAAUCCAUGGUGACAUUUGGAGGGAGUUUCGGGGUUUAGUCGGUUGCAUCACGCAAUAAACUGAGGCGAUUCUAUUUAAUGAAAACAGUUGGCUAAUCAUCUAAUUUAAUUAAAUCUGGCUUAUUAAAGGUAAUGUGUGUAAUUUUUAGCAGCUUAAAAUCCUUUCUUCUAAUCUUAAUGUGAAUAGACUGUAAAUAAGCCAUUCGUAGGUUGAUUUCCUGUGGCACUAUAAAACACUGCUCUGUUUUUUGAGCAUCCCGACCUCCUGACAUAUAACUUUGGCUCAACCAGUGGCGUGCAGUCUGAUUCAGUUGGCUUAGAAAUUACACACUUUACUUUUAAACAUAUUGUGCUUCAAUUUGUUAUUCAGGAGUAUUGCUUCGCUAUGCGUCCAGCUGACGUUUUCUGACCAGUUGUCAUUUGUAUAUCACUUAUUCCUUUUCAGUAGAUAUUUACAUAGAGGAGAAGGUUGAAACUGUGACUUAAGAAAUGAGUUGUAGUGCUCAUGUGAGCGAUGCAUAUUUGACAUUUUCCCUUAGACUCUUCCCAAUAUUUAUUGUCUUUAAAGAGGACAUCGGAUGCCCAUUUUCCACAAGUUGGUGUGAUGCAAGUCUUUAUGACAUGUCUGUAACAAUUCCUCAAUGGUCGUGUGAAAAAACACCCUUUUUAGCUUGUUGAAAACAGCUCUGUUAACAUUGAUCUGUUUUGAUGCAUGUAUCUUUAAAUGUUAAUGAGCUCUGCUCACCAUGCCCCCUUACAUUUUUUGUGUAUUUAGUGACGCAUUACCAUCAAAAACAAAACUAAACCACUGUGUGGCUCUGAUGUUGGAGAAAAUGAAAAUGUUUGCUUUUACAAGAUACGAGCUACAGCUGCUCAAGUGUGGAAAAAAUGGCGGACAGCGUACAACUGGCUGAGGGGGAGAUAUGCUAAUAAAGAACAGUUUAUCAGUGUUCGUGGGUGGAGCUUAAGCAAUAUGACAUCAUAUUGCUCAGAAAAUCAAAGCGGCUUGAUAAUUGGGGCUGUUUAGGUUUUUUGAGGUUUUAAAAAAACAAGUGAAUGGAUUUUUAGCAUUGUACGUUGGUUGUGUUUGCAAACUGCUAAGACAAAUUCAUAUGCAAACGCUAUGUAAAAGCAAAUUUUGCAUCUGAUGUCCUUUUCAACAUGAUAAAUGGUCAAAAAUCGAACAUUAUUUACAUGGAGAACAAGAUUUUUCCUCUGAACUUGCGAAACUAUGAAACUUAGUCCAGUUCAGUUUGCCUGUAUUUGUAUCCACGUUUUUCCUCAACGCAGAAGUAAGCCUAUGAGUGAGACUUCUGGUUCAUUAUCCGCUAUAGGGAAAUAACAAGAAGAAUAACAAUGUGCAGUAAACAGUUUGCACUACAAACCAGUAUGCUCAUAAUUAAGAUGAUAUGUUAAAUAAUAUGGUAAGACACCCCAGUUUGCAAUAUCAAGCAGCAAAAUGAGCUAAAAAUAGCUGGACUCGAAUGAGACCGGAAGCCACACCCAUAAAAUUUACAAAUUGCCGCGCCCGUUCUUACAGGAAGAAAUUAGAACUCGUUUCAAAGCAGCUUUGCAAAAAUUGCACGUUUCAAUGAUACAGUGUCAUUUGGCCCAAAUGAAAGUGACUCUUAAAUCAUCACAUCUGCCACGUAAAUGUUAGUUUGGGCGUGUUUUUAUUCACGUGGGAUGACAGGGUCAUUUGUUUAAUGCAUAUGUAGGUCACUACUAAGUGGCAACUGACUGAUUACAACCAAAACCCGUCCUCUACCUUCAGAUUCCCCCUCCGCAUACCUCAUUAAUGAGUUUCUGAGACAAGAAGUUACAAUCGAUUGCCACGAGAUGGCGAUAAUGCAUUUCAUUUCCCACACAUCUCAGUCUCUCUUUCUCUGUCCUGUACAAGCA
This is a messenger RNA of Labeo rohita (rohu), 5124 nucleotides long. RefSeq names its product cell adhesion molecule 3 (gene cadm3). Gene Ontology annotation, cellular component: presynaptic membrane. The record is from RefSeq and is a predicted model, not a curated record. The transcript is spliced from 12 exons. Gene Ontology annotation, biological process: homophilic cell-cell adhesion. Bases 300 to 1943 code for a protein of 547 amino acids. NCBI's taxonomy places the organism in Eukaryota, Metazoa, Chordata, Actinopteri, Cypriniformes, Cyprinidae.